Molecule: messenger RNA, 1603 nt
Organism: Telopea speciosissima
Lineage: Eukaryota; Viridiplantae; Streptophyta; Magnoliopsida; Proteales; Proteaceae
Product: protein CHUP1, chloroplastic
Exons: 5
Coding region: 195-1463 (422 amino acids)
Biological process (GO): chloroplast organization
Cellular component (GO): chloroplast outer membrane
Source: RefSeq, a predicted model, not a curated record
GUCCUACGUGACCAUGCCUUAAUUCACAAGCAACACCCCCAAACAAAGAAAUUAAAAGAGAUUUGGAGAGGGAAGGUGAGAAAAAGACCUUUGCAGUUCUACUAUCACCUCUCCCUUCUCCCUUCUCCCUUCUCCCUUUCCCCCCAACCCCCCAAUAAACUGUAGAGAUUAGUAACAAGGAAAUCAAAUUGCAGAUGGGGCGAGAUGACGACCCACGGCUUUCCCUUCUUGAGAAACAACUUGAAGCUUCACUAGAUAGGAAUCGUUCACUGGAAAAAGAAAACGAGCAACUGCAGCAAGAGAUACUCCACCUGAGAACACAGCUCAAAUCCUUCAAAGCCCAGAGUUCUGAUGGUAAAUUUUCUGUCUUGAAGAAGCUACAGAACCCAGAUGGCACUAGCAGCUUCUACACAAAUGCAUCAACACAACAGCUGCAGAAACCAACUUCCCAUACUAACUCAGGAGAAUCCCCAGAACUAUCUUCAGCUACAACAGAGCGACAGCCAAGGGUACCAAAGCCACCUCCAAGGCCCAGUUCACUUACUGUACCUUCAACAGAAGUAAUAAAUGGACAUAAAGCACCACCAGUUCCACCGCCUCCACCACCACUACCAUCGAAGUCUUUAAAUGGGACUCCUCAUACUACAAAAAUCCGCAGAGUGCCAGAGGUCAUGGAAUUCUACCGCUCACUUACCAGAAAGUACUCAAGAACGGAUCAGAAAACCAACCUUCCAGGAUUUCCAGGAGCUGCAAAUGCACGAGAGAUGAUCGGAGAAAUCGAAAAUCGUUCCACAUAUCUCUUAGCUAUAAAAUCAGAUGUAGAAACACACGGGGAGUUUAUUAGAUUCUUGGCAAGGGAGGUUGAGAAUGCUAAAUUCAAGGAGAUAUCAGAUGUGGAGGCCUUUGUGAGAUGGCUGGACGAGGAACUAUCUUACCUAGUAGAUGAAAGGGCUGUACUCAAACAUUUUACUGAGUGGCCAGAGAGAAAAGCAGAUACAAUGAGAGAAGCGGCAUUUAGUUACAGAGAUCUGAAGAAGCUUCAAUCUGAAGUCUGGUCUUUCCAGGACAACCAUAAGCACAGCGUUAGCUUAGCUCUGAAAAGGAUACAAUCGUUGCAAGACCGGUUGGAACAGAGUGUUCACAAUGCAGAGAAGAUGAGGGACAGUGCGUGUAAAAGAUACAGAGAGUUCCAGAUCCCUUGGGAGUGGACACUGGACACUGGCAUGAUCGGUCAGCUGAAAUUUAGCUCGAUGAAACUAGCCAAGGAACACAUGAAACGGGUUGUACAUGAACUACAAACCACGGAGUGCCCAAAAGAGGACAUUAUGCUCCAAGCAGUUCGAUUUGCCUUCCGAGUGCAUCAGUUUGCCGGGGGCUUUGAUGGGGAGACGAUGCGCACAUUUGAAGAACUAAGGAAGGUGGCCACAGGUUUUGACAAACAACAGCAAUCUAUCAGAAAGUAGGAUAGCUAAAAGUAACACAAGAUUCCCGGUAUGGAUUGUAUCUGUAAAUUAGAAUCUCUGAAUUAUUAAUCAGUAGUUCCAGAGAAGAUUUCAGAUGCACACUUUACUUGCAAAACCAUUCACUGUAUUUUUGUUCCAAA